CGACGUUGGAGCAGCGCGCCAAGACGGGCAACAGCACACUAAAGCGUAUCUUUAGUACGUCGACGUUGUCUAUGUGCUGUGCAAAAUGUUGAGCGAUUGGAAUCAGACAACAUUACGAGGAACACGAGGAAAAAAAUGAAGGAUAUGCGUGAUGAAGAAGUCCCCGCUCCAUCUCCACGGAUGGUUAUCGUCACCUCCCGUCUAACCAGGCCUUGUUUGAAAAUCCCGGCAAGUACCUGAUGCGACCCCGUCUUUUCGAACUUGAUUGCAUGAAUAAUUCGUUUUUAAUCAACCUGAAAUUGAAAUUGAAACAAUCUACCUAAAACAAAGAACCGCAACAACAAUAAUAUUCAGGAAAUUCAUUGGUAGAGAGUUUUUGGUUUUUGAUGUUUUUGGUACUACCUAGGUAGUUGAAUUUGAAAGCAGUUCUCAUAUUUUUUAUCCCUAGUUUACGUAGAAGUCCUUCUGCUUCUUCAAGAAAUAAGAGAAGAGGAACAUUUUUUUGGUCUUCAUGAAUACCUAGAGAAAAGAAGUCUUAUAAGCAUCAAGUUGUAAUUCAUUGGUUUUGAUAAGCACGCUGUCACUGACUAUUUUAAGAAAGAGGCUGAUUCCCAGACUCUAACGAAGACCCCAUCCUCCACUUACUUUAUUUCUAGAGCAGCGACCUUUUCGUUUUCCUUUAAACUCAGCAAAAAUGGGCGCCAAACAAUCAAAGUCCUUGAUGGACACCAUUAUUGAGGUGAAGUUGACAAAGAAGCGAUUAGAGGCAGCCCAGAAAAAAGCUGAAAAACAAGCAGCUUUGGAGAAACAGAAGGUGAGCACUAAUAUUUUUGGACUCAAACCUAAACUACCCGAGUCGAAAAAUAUCAGAUACUCAACAAGCUAACCUUUUCCAUUAAUAUUUCACCAAACAAGACGAUCGAACCACAUAAACUACACCAUCCAACAAAUUGAUUCCCCAACAAGAACCUACAGCACAAACACAAUCUUCAUUCCUGCUCAGGUCCUAAAAGCAAUUGAGCAGGGAAAUGUGGACGGUGCACGAGUCUACGCCGAGAAUGCGAUAAGGAAAAAGAGCGAGGGUCUACAAAUGCUCAGACUGGCAGCAAGAAUGGAUGCUGUAGCAUCUAAACUGGAUACAGCAGAGAAGACACAGACCAUGUCACAGAAUAUCUCAGACACAGUGCCGCACCUGGAGAAAGCCUUGAAAACAAUGACACCAGAAAAAAUUGCCACGGACAUGGACAAAUUCGAGAAGAUAUUCGACGAUCGUACUAUUGAAAAUUCAAAAUUUAUUUUGAAAUCGAAUCUUUUUGAAGAGAGUGGGUUAUCUGCCGUAGAUUCUAGUAGAUCUAGCUACGAGAAAGAUUAGCAUUAGAAAGAGUCCUUAUGCUGGUCCUCUUGUUAAACACCGUCUAGUCCAUUCAUCAUCAUCAGAUUGUUUUUUAUCCGUUGUAAAAAGAAUAACUUAACUUUGGUCUUCCUCGGUCUAUCUCAUUAUGCAUCCACAUCUACUGUUUAGCAGAAUCUUACUUCAAUACUUCAAACUUCCCUUCUCAAAUUACACAGUCGACGUCCGGAUGAAUUACAUUACGAACGCGGUGGACAACACAACAGCGAACGCAACGCCAGGGAACGAGGUAAAAAUAGUCUACAACACGCUUCUUCAAAUAAUAAUCAGCUGUUAUCGUGGUCCUUCAUUUAUCACAUCUUUGUCUCUUUUUCAAAUCCACUCUCUGCCAAAGAAAGUAGAAGUACUCAGAUCCGCCCUCAAGCAGAAAAAAUGAACCCCCAACAGCACUUCGCCCGCACAUCCUCAUCCACUAUGUAGAAGAAUACUUCCACUGCUCCACACGAACCGCCCCACUCCACUCCACUCCCCCACCACCCCACUCCAAAGGUCGACAAUUUGAUCGAGCAAGUGGCAGACGAGCACGAUUUGAAUGUGAGGCAUUUGCUAAAGAACGAUGGAAUCACAGACCCUCUUCGCCAGCCCUUGGCACAGCCAGCUGCAACGUCGAAAGACGGCGUCGGCGAAGACCUCGAAAGCAGACUCGCGGCGUUGCGAAGCUGAGCUACUUGUGACUGAUCUCAUGAUGUUGAAAAGGCAGCUGUGCAGAUGUUGAGUUUGACAACUAAUGAUAUGUGACGAGCCAGCUCAGUCGUCACGCUAGGAUAUUAUCUAAAGACCAUAUCUUUUGAGGUGGUAUAGCCUCCUGUCACAUCAUGAUGGUCAUUAUCAUUAUCUAAAUUUUAUGAUCAUCGGAUCACGAUCUGGAUCUGGAAAAGCAGAAGCCGCAGUGUCUCCAGGAAAGCGACACGGACACCACACAACGAGAAAAAUUUGAUGAAAGUGUUCAAAAUUAUCGGUCCUAUGUGUUGUGAAGGAUAAGCAUAAGUGGCAGACGUACAACUUGUCGUAAGUAUAAUUCAGUAUAAGUAAGAAAUGAGCGAAGACGAGCAGCGAAAUGUAC
Molecule: messenger RNA, 2474 nt
Organism: Amoebophrya sp. A25
Lineage: Eukaryota; Dinophyceae; Syndiniales; Amoebophryaceae
Source: the annotation of a GenBank genome assembly